CUCGUCUAAUGCGCUCAAAUCACAGAGCAGUACGUCGCACGACGCACUGGAGAGCUACCGCCACUAGCAGGCCUACCGCCUGCCUGUGGGGGGAAAAAAGCCAAAAGGGCUGGGCUAAGAGAGGAAUCAAACCACAACCUGAGCUGCGCUUCCAUCACAAACCAGUUUGGGAGAAAGUAUGUUCUAGAGGAGAGGCUAGUGCAUAACAAGUCACAAACUGUGGCUCAAAACUCGGAUUUCUCUGCGCGCUAAACGUUAAGAAGGCAGCGUCAGAGUUUUGUAUUGGAGUCCAUUUUGAGGUGCUAAGGCUAAUAUCAUUUUCUGCAAGUGUUAGUUAAUCGCGUUUGUUGUUCUGCAUUUGUGCUGGAUCUGUUUUUGUUUUGGUGUGCGCAAUGAUGGACACUUACCAAAACCCAGAGGAUGACGCAAUGGCCCUGAUGGUCCACGACACCAACGCCGCGAAGGACAAGGAGCGACCGAAGGAGGAACCGGUCCAGGAAAAGAGUUCGGAGAAAACGGACCCGUCUCAAAAACCACCAUAUUCGUAUGUGGCUCUCAUUGCCAUGGCCAUCCGGGAGAGCACAGAGAAGCGCCUGACUCUAUCUGGUAUUUACCAGUAUAUAAUCACCAAAUUCCCUUUCUACGAGAAAAACAAGAAAGGCUGGCAAAACAGUAUCCGGCAUAACUUGAGUCUGAACGAAUGUUUCAUCAAAGUUCCUCGCGAGGGAGGCGGCGAGAGAAAGGGGAAUUACUGGACCCUUGACCCGGCGUGCGAGGACAUGUUCGAGAAGGGAAACUACAGAAGGAGACGUCGAAUGAAACGUCCCUUCAGACCUCCACCGACCCAUUUCCAGCCCGGGAAAUCACUCUUCGGCGGUGAUGGGUACGGCUACCUGUCCCCUCCAAAGUACCUGCAGUCCAGCUUCAUGAACAACUCGUGGUCGCUGGGCCAACCGCCCACCCCGAUGUCCUACACCUCCUGUCAGAUGGCCGGUGGCAACGUGAGUCCAGUAAAUGUGAAAGGCCUGUCCGCUCCCUCCUCGUACAACCCGUACUCCCGGGUGCAGAGCAUGGGUCUCCCCAGCAUGGUGAACUCUUAUAACGGCAUGAGCCAUCACCACCACCCGCACGCUCACCAUGCCCAGCAGCUGAGCCCGGCGACCGCUGCGCCGCCCCCGGUCUCCUCCAGCAACGGAGGUGGCCUGCAGUUCGCCUGCUCCCGCCAGCCUACGGAGCUCUCCAUGAUGCACUGUUCGUAUUGGGAUCACGAGAGCAAACACUCCGCGUUACACACGAGGAUUGACAUUUAGAGUUUACCAGAGGGCCACUUGUAAAAUGGACUCUUGUGAGAGAAAGACAAUAAGUCAAUUCCUGUGUAUUCAAAACAGAAACAAAAUUAUUUUUGAAGAGACAAUACUAUGACGGGCUCUUUUGAUCCAAAUAAUGUACUGAACAUUCAUAUGGAAAGACAUCCAAGUGGGGAUGGUGAGAGAAUUUUCAAAAACGGUAAAUUGUGAGAUUAAUUGGUCACAACUAAGCACGAGGUAGCAUAACUUUUUGUUGCAUUGGACAGAAGGCCGUGCUAUUGUAUGUUAUAUUUGUCAAAUCCGGCCAGUUCCCUUUUCGCGGGGAUACGAAUUCCAUGAAAACAAAACAAACAAAACCCUCUCCCUGUCUUGGAAUUUUAAACAUCACCUGAACGAGUGAUAAUUGAAUUAGAACUCCUACGUAUUUCAACCAGUAUAGUGCACUGAGCGGACUCCAGCAAAACCAGGUGAAAUGUUGAUUCUUUAGCCUGUCUUUAUUUUUUUUAUUACCGUGUCACAGUUCUUACUCGGGAUGCAGGGGGGGAGAUAGAGCACCGUCAGAAGGAGCAAUACCAAAGAUGUGUUACUUCGGGGGGUCAUCGACUUUUUAGGCUUCGUGACCUCUGAUAGAGAUGGUUUGGUUUCCGAUAACAUUCAGUCCAGUGCCAGAUUUUUUUUUAACCUUUCUUGUUUUUUAUAAUCGUAAUUAUUUUUGUCUCAUUCAUGUUGGGACCAUGUUAAAUUAGCACUUUUCCCUCUUUUUCUAGUAUUUUGAAUUUCUUAAUAAACUUGUAUUUCUUUCAACGUAAAACAUUGGUCAUUAAUUAAUCGUUAUUUUUUUGCAAAAACGGUAUUGUCUAAACCACAAAUUUCAACAAUUAUUAACGAUAAUAUUAUGUUCAUUAUUAUUAUUAUUAAUAUUAUUAUUAUGUGGUCUAUCACUAAACAAAUGCAUGGCCGUUAUUAUCCGGCUUGCAACGUAAGCUUAGAACUAUACAUUCCACAGAUGAAGUUCAUUGGAAUUCUAUCCGUGAAAGUUGUUCACUUAGGUCUAAACCCGAAUGUGUAUUUUUGUCUUGAAAAUGUUCAUGUUAAAUUCCAGUUAUUUCAACAUUUUUGCCAUGUAAAUCAUUUGCGUAAAACAUCUCCAAAUAUCUAGCAGAUUUAGCUAAAGUUUAGUUUACUGGUAGUUGGUUGGAUAUUUCAGUUUUUUACACUAAAUAUAUAUUCUUCAGUUCGAAAGUAGUUUUGGAAAAUGCAGUUUAAUUCUAAACCAUUUGAACUGCUAAGCUAUUAAUUAGACCUUAAUUUGAUUCCAGUGCCAACCCUGUUGCUUAACACAUGGAAACACCUCGUGGCCUGCUCUGGGAAAUUGCAUGCAUUACAACUUUUGGCCAAAAUGAAAGCGUGAACUUCUGCUUUAUCUGAAUAGUCUACAUUCAUUAUUCGAGUUACCAAAUACAUCUACGGCAACUCAUUUGUCAGCAGAGUGCAACAAUUGAAGAGAGAAAAUCAAAGUAAAAGCUGUGCGUGUUUAAGAAGACGUUGUGAACUUCAGAGGGUAUUUUGGCAGUCGUUGUUCCGAGGGCGAAUGCUUAGCAGAAACAGAUGCUGCAGAAGUUAAGGGUCGCCAUCCCAGUCAUUCCAUUUAAUCAUUAUCCCCAUAUGAUGUAGGCUAACCUCCAUUAUGUGUUUAAACGAAUUGUGGCUUCAGCUCAGUGAGCUUUUCCAAGGAGCAUGGAGGGUUUUCUCUGUGUGCUUAUCAACUGCUCAUGCAUAAUUGCUCAGUGGCACUUGAUUAUUAUUACUGUAUUAUUAUUAUUAUAAAUGAACGUUAUUAUUAUUGUUAUUAUGAUUAUUAUUAUGGCCUGUUAUUAUCAUUUACAAUAAGGUGAAUUUGGUGAACUAAGGAGUUUGGUCAUGGAUGAAUUCGAAAUCAUUUUGCCAUCCACCCGAAACAAAUGUUCUGUUACACUAUGUAGUUUACCAUUACUGCACGAUUCUUAUCUAAAGAUUGACGGGGACUGACGUGUCUUACACGUUGCUUGGCUAUCAGUUGGGUUGUCCAGAUAUUCGACUAAAUUAUCCUUGGCCAAAUAUUUUCAAUUGAUAUAGCCUAGACCUUUGUUGGCUUAUCUGCUGGAAAUCAAGCUAUUUGUAUCCAUAUGAGCUAAGACCAUUUCUUACAUAUGAGUUAAGACCAUUUCUUACAUAUGAGCUAAGACCAUUUCUUACAUAUGAGCUAAGACCAUUUCUUACAUAUGAGUUAAGACCAUUUCUUACAUAUGAGCUAAGACCAUUUCUUACAUAUGAGCUAAGACCAUUUCUUACAUAUGAGCUAAGACCAUUUCUUACAUAUGAGCUAAGACCAUUUCUUACAUAUGAGCUAAGACCAUUUCUUACAUAUGAGCUAAGACCAUUUCUUACAUAUGAGCUAAGACCAUUUCUUACAUAUGAGCUAAGACCAUUUCUUACAUAUGAGCUAAGACCAUUUCUUACAUAUGAGCUAAGACCAUUUCUUACAUAUGAGCUAAGACCAUUUCUUACAUAUGAGCUAAGACCAUUUCUUACAUAUGAGCUAAGACCAUUUCUUACAAAUGAGCUAAGACAAGUGACGUGUGAGUGGGCUGGGUUGAGCGCAAAGUAAUGGAUGGCACCAUACUGUUUUCCAACAUCUUUUGCUAAACAAAACAUAAAACAUAAAACCUAAGCCUCUAGGCAAUAUGACGUGUCGUGAACGUUUAAAACGUAUUUCAGUCUCUACAAUCCCUACAUUUAACCGACCUACAGGCUACAAAACAAAUACAUCCGCAUAGAUUGAAACGAUGUUUCAUGUUGAUGCCUAAAUUGCUAUGGUCUAUCACUGGAGAAUGAUGCUAUAACUUUACACACGUCUAUCCAACCCUGUCGUUUUUGUCUGAACGCGCUGAAUCAGAUGUCGGCCUACGUGCACUUCCUCGUGAGGCCCACGAGGGCGGUUGCCAACCCUUGGGGCAGUGACGCUCUUGAAAAGAGAGAAGUGGUGACGAGUGAGAAGCUUUCAAUACACGUCUAUUCUCAACCCUCUUCCACCUAUUAUCCAUUUCCUAACACUCAGGUUCAUACUCGAAGAGUUAUCGGGUGACUAUCGUAUGGUUUAAAACGUUUUUACAACGAUGAUGUAAGGAUUUUUAUACAUACAAGUUAGCACAAGUUGCCAUUAAUAUAUUAUAAGCAAAUACUUGUUUGCUUGAUAUGCUUGUAUGGAUGCAUAUGUGAUGCGCACAGAGUAUAUUGUGACCCUUUCCUUAAUUCGUUAUUCAUUGUGCGGGCAAGGUGAGUCACGAAAAGAAUACAUGUCCUUGUCGUUUGUACGCUUGGAGAAGAUGAUUAUAAUGAAAAUUAAACUCAUGACUUAUUGACCCAUAUAGUGUUUUCCCAGUUAUAGUCUAUGCCUUGAAGCACUGUUGAUAAACAGCCAUGGUAUAUAAAGCAGUUAUCAUACUAUCAGCAGGUGCAUGUUUAUCAACAGGCCUGGUGCCACUUUUGCAUCGUUUUACUUUCAGCUGAAGGGCCUCGGUUGAAAAGAUUGGUGUAACGCAUUAGCCCGCCUUUGUAAUCACAUGUGUAUGAGGCUAAAUGUACAUAUAUGCAGCCCAACAGAAACCAUAAUGGUUAACGUUUUUAGCUUUCUUUGUGGGCGUAUUCCAUAACUGGAGAAUAUAUAUGCAUAAGAGCCUAUAUAGCGUAUUGAAUGAACUAUGUGUAUAACAACUCUCGUUUAAACACAGACAACCAAGCGACCAAUUUGUUAUUUUUAACCUAAACAAAUAGUCAUUUAAUGUCUUUUGAAUAUCAGAGAAUAAAUCGCUUCGACCCACAAACGAAAGUCAAUGCAUUUAGCCAUAGCCUAGAAUGGAGGAAAAAUGCUUGUUGUGAAAUGUCAUGUGUAAUUUAUGUUGUUAUAGCAGAAGAUAAAUUCAACAAAUCUUUGUAGGAUAUAAAUAAAUAAACAUGAUAAACAA
Molecule: messenger RNA, 5311 nt
Organism: Oncorhynchus gorbuscha (pink salmon)
Lineage: Eukaryota; Metazoa; Chordata; Actinopteri; Salmoniformes; Salmonidae
Product: forkhead box protein L2-like
Exons: 1
Coding region: 393-1310 (305 amino acids)
Biological process (GO): regulation of transcription by RNA polymerase II; anatomical structure morphogenesis; cell differentiation
Molecular function (GO): DNA-binding transcription factor activity, RNA polymerase II-specific; RNA polymerase II cis-regulatory region sequence-specific DNA binding
Source: RefSeq, a predicted model, not a curated record